This is a messenger RNA of Diatraea saccharalis (sugarcane borer), 495 nucleotides long. Lineage: Eukaryota; Metazoa; Arthropoda; Insecta; Lepidoptera; Crambidae. The record is from the annotation of a GenBank genome assembly.
CUUCCAACGAAGAUCAUCAGUUCUUCCAUUCACUUUAAACAAAUAAACAUCACUAUGAAAUCGUUUGUGGUUUUAUCCGCCUUGGUAGCAGUCGUUUGCGCAGCCCCUCAAUACUCACAGUACCAACAGCAACAGUAUCAAGCAGAUGUCAUCCCCAUAAUAAAACAACAACAAGAAGUAAAUUUCGAUGGAUCCUACCAAUACAGUUAUGAAACUGGCAAUGGUAUUGCUGCACAAGAGCAAGGUUAUUUGAAGAACGCUGGUGUUAAGGACGCUGAAGCGCAGGUCGCCCAAGGAUCCUUUGCAUACACAUCACCCGAAGGCGUCCCCAUCUCUGUCUCUUACAUCGCUGAUGAGAACGGUUUCCGUGCGGAAGGUGCUCAUCUCCCCACCCCUCCUCCCGUUCCUGAGGCUAUCGCACGUGCUCUUCAGUACAUCGCCGCCGCAGGUCAGCAGCAGCAGCAGACCUACCCGAACCAACCUUUCCGCGGUUAA